This is a messenger RNA of Anopheles coustani, 382 nucleotides long. RefSeq names its product mediator of RNA polymerase II transcription subunit 9 (gene MED9). Bases 50 to 382 code for a protein of 110 amino acids. The record is from RefSeq and is a predicted model, not a curated record. Gene Ontology annotation, cellular component: mediator complex. Gene Ontology annotation, molecular function: transcription coregulator activity. The transcript has 4 exons. Lineage: Eukaryota; Metazoa; Arthropoda; Insecta; Diptera; Culicidae. Gene Ontology annotation, biological process: regulation of transcription by RNA polymerase II.
UGGUGUUCCCGAGAAACGUUCGUCGUUCCGUGCGGACGACAUAGAAACAAUGGAUGUAGUGGAUAUUAAACCACAAAUCGCCAACAUUCCUGAGCCGAAAAUUCAGCCCGUGGAAAUAGAGAUUCUUCCCGUUGUUUACGAUAUCAUACGCAGCGUCGAAAAGGAUCCGAUAGAUAACACCGCUAAACAGAAGGAAAGUGCAGAGUGCAGCCAAAAGGUUCUAGAGCUCCAACGAUCGCUUGACGCUGCUCGUGCCACCAUUCGUAAACUGCACGGCAUUGAGUACAGCAAAGAGGAACAGCUUCGAAGACUCGAAAGCCUGCGAAAGCAGCUCGCCCUGAAACAGCAGCUGAUAAAAAAGUACAAGAACGUGCAGUUUUAA